Molecule: messenger RNA, 285 nt
Organism: Eruca vesicaria subsp. sativa (arugula)
Lineage: Eukaryota; Viridiplantae; Streptophyta; Magnoliopsida; Brassicales; Brassicaceae
Source: the annotation of a GenBank genome assembly
AUGGCAAGUAGCAUAGACUUGAAGAUGAAGGAGUCUGUUGUUGAAGACUGGGACUCAAAUUUUCAGUUUGGUUUCAACCAAGGCACACAUGAGACUAGAGAGCACUACCGUUAUCUCCUUCAUCUUUUCAAUGAGCGCUAUGAAGGUGUGAAGGCCAAACAUGCGGAAGAGGUAAAGGUUGAGAAGCUCAAUGCGAAGAUUGAGGUCAUUGUCCAGAUGGAGAAGGUGAAAGUGCCACCAUAUCCAGAUUGGUGCAAGUUGGAUGAAGCUUUGUUGUAUGAUUGA